Darwinula stevensoni is the source of this 2142-nucleotide messenger RNA. The record is from the annotation of a GenBank genome assembly. NCBI's taxonomy places the organism in Eukaryota, Metazoa, Arthropoda, Ostracoda, Podocopida, Darwinulidae.
AUGAAGCUCCGCAUUGGCGCCAACCUAGGGGAACCAUUCAUCCACUUCGUCGAGGGGCAAAAAAGGAAAUCGACCUUAGAGGGCUAUGCCGUGGACUUGGUCAACGCCCUAGGCGAAAAACUCAACUUCACCUACGACUUCCUUCUUGUUGACGAGGGGAUGCUGCUUAACAUCGACGGAGCUCCCGAUGGGCUGAUUGGGCUGGUCCAUAGAGCCGAGGUGGACUUCGGGAUCUCGGGACGCCUCCGCAGCCGCCGCUAUUAUCGGUACGUGAAGUACUCCACGCCGUACACUGUGGAUCGUAUCGUGAUGAUCGUAAAUAAGCCUUCGCGGAUGUCGCCGUCCUCGCACCCGUUCGCCAGUUUCUCUUGGACCUUCCUCCUCGCUUGGGUCGCGUCAAUCGUCUGCUUCACCUUUUUCAUCAUGGGCAUCAGACGCUUUUGGUUCACUGGGACAUUUGUGGAACCAACAUGGUUAUCGGUAUAUCGUGUGACCACCUAUGUUUCGAUUCCUCAACGUGUCUACCUCCACCAUUCGUCAUACCGGCUCUCUUUCGGCUUCCUCUGGCUCGCCAUGACUCUGGAAUCCAAUGAAGAACUACUGAAAGGUACGACGAAGCUUUUCGUGUACCUGGGAACCCUGAGUGAAUCCAUGGUGAAGUCCUUCUACAAGGCCUUCCCUGGGGAGAACACCUACCUCUUCGGAUACAUGCCCCUGACGGAGGGAAACGGGAGUUCCUCGGCCGUGUCCUUCCGUGUCUACAAUCGCUGUCUCUACUGUCAAGGCGGGAAACCAAAGGUCGUACUCGUCGAUGAGGUCUCCUGGGCUCUGGGCGACACCCUGCAAUCGAAGAUGGCCUCCCCAACGGCCAGUUUCACUGGGAAUUUCUAUGGAGCAAGGCUCCACAUUGGCGCCAACCUAGGGGAACCAUUCAUCCACUUCGUCGAGGGUCAAAAAGGGAAAUCGACCUUAGAGGGCUAUGCCGUGGACUUGGUCAACGCCCUAGGCGAAAAACUCAACUUCACCUACGACUUCCUUCUUGUUGACGAGGGGAAGCUGCUUAACAUCGACGGAGCUCCCGAUGGGCUGAUUGGGCUGGUCCAUAGAGCCGAGGUGGACUUCGGGAUCUCGGGACGCCUCCGCAGCCGCGGCUAUUAUCGGUACGUGAAGUACUCCACGCCGUACACUGUGGAUCGUAUCGUGAUGAUCGUAAAUAAGCCUUCGCGGAUGUCGCCGUCCUCGCACCCGUUCGCCAGUUUCUCUUGGAUCUUCCUCCUCGCUUGGGUCGCGUCAAUCGUCUGCUUCACCUUUUUCAUCAUGGGCAUCAGACGCUUUUGGUUCACUGGGUCAUUUGUGGAACCAACAUGGUUAUCGGUAUAUCGUGUGACCACCUAUGUUUCGAUUCCUCAACGUGUCUACCUCCACCAUUCGUCAUACCGGCUCUCUUUCGGCUUCCUCUGGCUCGCCAUGGUCAUAUUCUACGUCAUCUACCAGGCUUCGCUUCAGUCCAUGCUGAACGUCACGGAAUACGCGUCACCUGUGAAUGCCAUCGAUGACUUCGAGAAGCAGGGCUUGCAAUGGCUGGUGAACGAGGGCACUACUGCAGAUUAUUACUUCGAGGACAACCCUUAUAUGCAGGCAGUAAAAGUCCGCUAUGCCGGGAACGAGUCAGCCUUGGAUAUCAUGAUGAAGAAUCCCUACAUGUACGGGACGGUGAGCGAUAUGAUCAGCUUCCUGGUACAACGCAAUCGCUACCUGCAGGCGGAUGGCUCAAACCCUUUCUGGACACUGCGAGAGACCGUUGAUAUGUUCCUAUUGUCCAUCCCGUUUCCAAAGGUGUCACUCUUCCAAGAGUCAUUCAAUCGGGUCAUUCGACGGCUCGUAGAUGGAGGCAUCGUGAAGCACUGGCGCGAGAUGGCGCAAUUUCGGAUUCAGCUGCGUAACGUCAAGGAUAUUCUCACCAGGAAGGAUAGUUAUUCCGAAAUGCAACGCGUGGAGGCAUUAUUACCGUUAGGGAUAGCUUAUCUCGUCGGGCCUUUUUAUCUCCUCGCGGCUGGAGAAGCGAUCGCCUUGGUCGUAUUUUUCAUCGAACUUUUCGCUGUGAGGGCCGGUUCACGGGAGCGCCAAACUGCAAUUAAAUGA